Messenger RNA from Lactuca virosa, 282 nucleotides. The record is from the annotation of a GenBank genome assembly. Lineage: Eukaryota; Viridiplantae; Streptophyta; Magnoliopsida; Asterales; Asteraceae.
AUGGUGACCAAUGACUGUGUAUCGUUUUCCAUCCACCAUAGCUCCAUUGAAAUCUGUGAUGACUUACACUCUUCCAUUAAGAAAUGGAAACCUGAGAUCUUCUUUGUGGACUUUUCAACCUUCGGUCCUCUCGUUCAAAUUGAAGACCCCCCUACUCGUGACCAUGACUCUGCCCCUGAACUUACCCCUGAAGAGCUGCAUCAACAUAACCUUUCUCUUCAAGAAAAAUUAGUAGGGUAUAAAAUCAGCAGGCAUCCUUGGUUAAAGCUAUCGAAGAGCUAA